GUCGUUGGUGUGUCGAUUGGUUGUGGAGGGGUGUUAGCACCUAGUCUUUUUUCCUUUUUAUUUUUAUUGUUAUAUCUACUGACAUACGCUGCGAAUUGCGCUGCGUGUAGGAAUCAAACUGACUCAGACUUGUGGACUUGACGUCCACCUUGGGUUGGCGAGGAAAGGAUGUCGGCUUUGGGCUGCUUUGGUGUGGAACAGUUCUGAUGAGCAGGCGGAGCGCUGUGCGGACAAUGUCGGCGCGCGCGGCGGACAGUGGCGCGCCGCGGCGCCCGCUGCUGCUGCUGCUCAUGUCAGUGCUAGUGUCAGUGUCAGUGUCGGCGGGUGCGCGUCCCGGCUACAUAGUGCACGAGUUCAGUGAGGCGGCGCCGGCCGAGAAACUGAACCACCUCGUGGUGGAUGAGAACACGGGCCGCGUGUACGUGGGCGCCAUCAACCGUCUGUUUCAGCUGAGCGGCGACCUGCAGACGGUGGUCUCGGAGCGCACCGGGCCGCAGGACGACGACCCCGAGUGCUCGCCGGCCAACGAGUGCCCCGUCUACGUGGUAAAGCGGCCCACCGACAACGUUAACAAGGCGCUGGUCAUCGACAAGAAGCACGGCAACCUGAUCGUGUGCGGCUCGCUGUUCCAGGGCCGCUGUCAGGUGCGGAAUCUGCACAACAUCAGCGUGGUCGAGGUGGAGGCUGAGGAGGCCGUGGUGGCGAACAACGAGACGGCCUCUACGGUGGUGUUCAUCGCGCCGGGGCCGCCGCGGCCGCCACAGACACACGUCCUCUAUGUGGGGGUCACGUACACGGGCGGCGCGCGCGCGCCCUACCGCAACGAGGUGCCGGCCGUGGCCAGCCGCUCGCUCGACCGCGACCGCAUGUUCGGCAUCUCGGAGGUGGCCGUCACCACCGGCACCCGCAUGUCCAUCAACUCGCUGGCCCGCGAGCGCUACUACAUCAACUACGUGUACGGCUUUGGCUCGGACGGCUUCAGCUACUUCUUGACCACGCAGAUGCGCCGCAGCAACGAGCUAAGUCCGUACAUCUCGAAACUGGUGCGUGUGUGUCAGGACGACCCGCACUACUACUCCUACACGGAGAUUCCGAUCGACUGUAUCGACUCGGCGGGCAUCAAAUACAACCUGGCGCAGGCGGCGCACGUGGCCAGCGCCGGCCCCCACCUGGCCUCCAAGCUGAGUGUCAGCCCGCAGAGUGACGUACUUUACGCUGUGUUCAGUGUCAGUGAGACCAGCGAGGGCGAGAACUCGAACAAGCCCACCAACCGCUCGGCGCUGUGCGUGUACCCUCUGAAGGCGAUCCGACAGACCUUCACUCGGAACAUCAUGGAGUGCUACCAGGGCAAGGCGGACCGCGGCCUCGAGUUCAUAUCGCCCGGGAAGAAGUGCGUCUCCACGAAAGUGGAGCUGCUGGAGCAGGUGGGGGAGGACUUUUGCGGCAUGGACGUGAACACGCCGAUCGGCGGCAGCCGGCCCGUCACCUCUGUGGCUGUGCUGACGUUUGACGCGCUCCUUACCUCCGUGGCCGCCACCACCACCGGCGACUUCAACGUCGUGUUCGCCGGCACCGCGGACGGACACCUGCGCAAGGUGGUGAUGGAGGCCGACCCGGGCUCGCUGGACCGCCAGGUCAGCGCCACUCAGUACGCCGACCUGCCCGUCCAGCCCGGCCACAAGGUGCUACCCGACCUGCGCUUCGACCCGCGCCAGCACCACCUCUACGUCAUGACCAGCAGCAAGGUCUCCAAGGUCAAGGUCCAGGAGUGUCACCAGUACACCACGUGUUCAGAGUGUCUGGGGGCGCGAGACCCCUACUGCGGAUGGUGCUCGCUCGAGAAUAAAUGCAGCAUCCGCAGCGACUGCCAGGACGCGGCCAAGGACGUGCUCUACUGGAUCAACUACAAGUCGGACCGGUGUACGACCAUCGAGUCGGUGUCGCCACACCAGCUGCAGGCCACCACGGCCAGGACGCUGACGCUGACCAUCAACAACCUGCCGAACGUGCAGCAGUCGGGCGGCUUCCUCUGCGCCUUCACACUGAUGGGCAAGACGCUCAUCACCAACGCCACAAAGACGGGACCGGAUACAUUGAUGUGCACCACGCCGCGGACUGAUCUGCUGCUGCAGAUACCCUCCGGGCAGCACUACAUCCAGGCGAAGCUGUCAGUACGGAUGACGAACGGUCCCGACUUUGUGGCCACCGACUUUGAGUUCUACAACUGCAACCGGUACCAGCAGUGCAGCCAGUGUGUGAGCGCGCCUUUCCCGUGUGACUGGUGUGUGGACGGCCACCGGUGUACGCACGACACGGCCGAGAACUGCCGCAACGACAUCCUCGUCACGGGACUGAAGCGGAUCGGACCGAGCAUUCGCAGCGGGCCCGGCUUCUGUCCAAAGAUCAACACCACGGCGCACGGCACCACAGAGAUCCUGGUGCCCUCCGGCACCAAGCGCAACAUCAAGGUCAAGGUCGAGAACAUCGCGCGUCUGAUCGCCCAGGACAGGUUCGUGUGCCAGUUCAACAUCGAGGGCCGGGUGACCACGGUGCCUGCCCAGCUGCUGGGCAGCGACAUCUACUGCGACGAGAUGAAGUUCGACUACCUGGGCAAACAGCCCAACAUCACAGCGGCGUUCGCCGUCAUCUGGGGCAGCGGAAAACCGCUGGACAACCCUGAGGAUGUGCGAGUGCUGGUGUACCAGUGCGCCCGCAUGGCCGACAACUGUGGCGAGUGUCUGGCGCUCGAGCCGCGCUUCAACUGCGGCUGGUGCGAGUCCUCCGGACGCUGUGAGGUCAAGGAUGAGUGCGCCGCGCCGCCCUGGCUCGACCGCAGCAAGCCGUGCCCCAACCCGCGGAUUACCGACUUCAGUCCCAAGUCGGGGCCAUACGAGGGCGGCACCAACAUCACCAUAUCAGGCAUCAACUUAGGGAAGACGUUCGAGGACAUCUACGAUCAGGUGACUGUGGCCGGCGUGCCCUGUAACCCGAUCCGCGCCCUCUACAAGAAGACGCGACAGAUUGUCUGCGAGGUGGACGGACCCGGCACCAACGAGUACCGCAGCGCGCCAGUGGUAGUCCGUGUGGCCAGUUUCCGCGCCCAGUCGGCCGACAGCUACGAGUUCGUCGACCCACGCAUCUCUCGUAUCGAGCCGACGCGCGGCCCGCGCUCCGGCGGCACCCACCUGCGCAUCAUCGGUGACCACAUGGACGCCGGCUCGCGGGUGCGCGCCCAGCUGGGAGAUCUGCCGUGCGAGGUGCGCGAGCGGGCCGCCACGUACGCGGUGUGUGUGACGGCGGCGGCGCCGCGGCCCGGCCCGCAGCCGCUCAGCAUGACGUUCGACAGGACGCGCCGCCACCUGGCCGAGCCCAGCUACCGGUACGAGGAGGAUCCGCGCGUGCUGGAGGUCAGCAGCGGCCCGAACCCGCAGGACAAGGUGCCCAAGGGCGUGCCGUCCGGCGGCGUCAUCAUCACGGUGCGCGGCGAGAACCUGCUGGUGGUGCAGCGGCCGCGGCUGGCCGUCCAGUACGCCGGAGACGAGUUCGUCAGCCAGCCGUGUCGUGUGCUGGGCGACGAGCUGAUGGAGUGCCGCUCGCCAGCCAUCCCCAGCCACCCGCGGCCGCAGCAGAUUCCCGCCCAGCGGCCCGAGAACCUCCACUACGGCUUUAUCAUGGACGACGUGCGCUCGGUGAGGAACCUCUCUGCGGCGAGCGGCGUGCGCCGAUUCCAGCUCUACCCGGACCCCGUGUACAGUCCGUUCGAGGACGAGGACGGCGUCAAAUACUACAAGAGCGACUACCUCACCAUCAACGGCCGGAACCUGAACCUGGCUUGCCGUGACUCUGACGUCACAGUCCGGAUCGGCACCGAGUUCUGCAACGUGACGUCACUCUCGCUCAAUCAGCUGACGUGCAAGCCGCCCAAGAAGGCUCCUCUAGCCAUUGGCGCCGACGGCCAGCCGACGGACGAGGAGCUGCCGCAAGUUAUAGUGAGCAUCGGUAGUCGCCUCAACUACACGAUCGGACGGCUGUCGUACGCGGGCCUGAACCCCGGCGGAGGCACGCUGCCACAGCCGGUGAUAAUCGGCGUGGCGGUGGCAGCCUUUCUACUGGUACUCGCCGUCAUCGCUAUCCUCAUUGCCUACAAACGCAAGUCGUCAGAGUCAUCCCGCGUGCUGAAGAACAUGCAAGAGCAGAUGGAUGUUCUCGAGCUCAGGGUGGCCGCGGAGUGCAAGGAAGCGUUCGCGGAGCUGCAGACGGAGAUGACGGACCUGACCUCGGACAUCACCGGCAUCGGCAUCCCGUUCCUCGAGUAUCGCGCCUACUGCAUGAAGAUCCUGUUCCCCAGUCAGGAGGACCACCCGGUACUGCAGUGGGCCAACCGACCCGACCUACAGCGCCGAGAGAAGGGGCUGCGGCUGUUUGGACAGCUCAUCAUCAACAAGACCUUCCUGCUGCUCUUCAUACGUACCCUGGAGAGCAACCGAUACUUCAGCAUGAGGGACAGGGUAAACGUGGCGUCCCUAAUAAUGGUGACACUCCAGUGUCGAAUGGAAUACUCCACCGACAUCCUGAAGACGCUGCUCAACGAGCUGAUCGAAAAAUGCACCGAGGGCAACGGGUCGCACCCCAAACUGCUGCUUAGAAGGACCGAGUCGGUGGCCGAGAAGAUGCUCUCCGCCUGGUUCACCUUCCUGCUGUACAAGUUCCUGCGCGAGUGCGCCGGUGAGCCGCUGUACCUGCUGUACCGCGCCAUCAAGCAGCAGGUGGACAAGGGCCCGGUGGACGCCGUGACCAGCGAGGCGCGCUACUCGCUCUCCGAGGAGAAACUCAUCCGACAACAGAUCGACUUCACAUACAUGACGGUGUACGUCUCGAUGCCGACACAGACCGUCUACGUGUCCGGUUUGGACCCGCACCAGGACAACGUGGACAUCCCUGUGCGUGUCCUCAACACGGACACCAUCAGUCAGACCAAGGAGAAGAGCCUCGACUCCAUCUACCGCUCCACGCCCUUCUCCAUGAGGCCGCGGAAGGAGGACCUCGACCUCGAGUGGCGGACGGGCAACUCUGGCCGUCUGAUUCUCUACGACGAGGACUCCACCACCAAACUGGAGAGCGGCUGGAAGAAACUCAACACACUGUCACACUACCGCGUGCCCGACGGCGCGCUGCUCACCCUGGUGCCCAAACAGAGCUCCCUGUACAACAUCAGCAUCCUGUCUGAGAAGUCGGACAAGUCGCACAAGUACGAGACGCUGAAUCAGGCAAAGUACGGCGGCGCGCAGAGUCCGCCCCUCAGCCGGGCCAUGAGCCCCACCAACCACGAGAGCGGCAUCAAGGUGUGGCACCUGGUGCGACACUCCGAGUCGGAGCAGCGCGACGGCGAGCGCAGCAACAAGAUGGUCUCGGAGAUCUACCUGACGCGUCUGCUGGCCACCAAGGGCACUCUGCAGAAGUUUAUGGACGAUCUGUUCGAGACCAUCUUCAGCACGGCGCACCGCGGCUCGGCCCUCCCGCUGGCCAUCAAGUACAUGUUUGACUUUCUGGACGACCAGGCGCUGCUGUACGGCAUCACCGACCCGGACACGGUGCACACGUGGAAAAGUAACAGCUUGCCACUGCGGUUCUGGGUGAACCUCAUCAAAAACCCCAAUUUUGUGUUCGACAUCCACAAGUCCAACAUCGUCGACUCGUGUCUGUCGGUGGUGGCACAGACCUUCAUGGACUCGUGCUCUACCACAGACAACAAGCUCGGCAAGGACUCGCCGUCGAGCAAGCUGCUGUACGCCAAGGACAUCCCCAUCUACAAGGAGUGGGUGACCAAGUACUACGACGACAUCAAGAGGAUGCCGGCCAUCUCGGACCAGGACAUGAACGCCAUGCUGGCAGAGGAGAGCAGGCUGCACCAGCAGGAGUUCAACACCAACUGCGCGCUGCACGAGCUGUACGUGUACGCGGACAAGUACAGCGGCCAGCUGAUGGCCAACCUCGAGGAGGACGAGUUCUCCAGUCGACAGCGGCUCGCGCUCAAACUCGAGCAGGUGCACAAGAUAAUGGCCGGCGAGCCGGACCCCUGACAGUUACAGUCCGGCGUUCUCGAGUGGACCGGUUGGAACGGCGAGUGGCAGUAGACGGCCGGUCCGCUCGGCCGGCCGGCACUGGGCGGUCGACGGCCUCUGAGAGCGCCACAAAACCAACGCUGGUCACAACGCCGGGUCACAGCGCGGGGUACAGCGCUGGGACAUCGCGACAAACCAGAUGGGCCGAAUGACGGGCCUUGGGAGCGCUGACUGGUUUGAGGAUGGACGACGAGCCGCUGGGAGGGACGACACCUCUAUGGAUGGAUAGAUUGGCACGCCGGGGACCUGAGACGGGAUCUAGACGGGCGCGUCUGUCUGCUGGUUCGCCCGGCUGCCACCGCCGCGUCCCGCCCCACUCAGUGAGCCGCCGUGCCCACUCCGCCCGUCGGUUCCCGCCACUCCGUGUGUAUGUGUGUACAUGUGAACUGUAUCUGACCCCAAGCGACUACGUGAGUGUGUCUUCACAAUCAAAACGGGCGCCGAAGACUGGUGAAGUAUGGGCGACGGCCGGGGCUGCCGCGUCUCCGCCAAUUGUGAUACUUAUUCUGAAUAUCAAAUGGUGUUUUCUAUGGCGUGUAUGUGCGCGGCCGUGGCGUGUCUCCGUGUCGCGUGCGCAGCCGCCCGCCGCUGGUCCCGCCUGCCCGCCUCUGUUGUCGCCACUCUCCGACUGUCUUUGUUGCUCAAUGGGGCCAUCUUCCAGGGGCGCCGCGCCGCCCGGGUGUGUGUGUCUGUGUGCGGGACAUGCGUCUGUACAUAGACGGCCGAAUAGCUUACAGCCCAUCGUGUCACAAACCGAGCAGCAAUAUGUCUCCGCACCGCGGCCGCUCCGUCUGCAGCCGUCGACUCGCUCGCCCAGAAGCUGAUAUUGUGUUCAUAUUCAUUUUUUCACGGUAGCGCUAUUCGCAACGAACUCGCUGUAUUCCAUUGUGCGGGCGGUGGGCAGGGAUCAUUUGUACUGAGCCGUGUUGGUCGAGGCUGGACGGCGGCCGGCGCUGUCUCCCCGGCUCUGACUGCAGGGAGCGGUGUAUUGGACGGCGGUACGGCCGAACUGUCCCCCUGCCGGUCGCCGUCGGCACAGCAGCCCCUGUGUGUGUGCGUGUGUGUGUGGCGGCAGCCGCCUGUUUUAGCGGCCGCCCCCCCCCCCUCAAUGUCCUACUCUCUGACACCGGACCGGGCCUCGGCCGGUGUACCGGGUCGCGGCGCCCGCCGGCUGGCCGCCUUUUACCGGAUCUAGUCUCAGCCGAUCGGCGACGCUCGAGGCCGGCGGCGACCGCGCCACGGCCGACAGCAGCACAACGGGCAGGCGCGCCGGGCGCCGGCCGUUCAUUGUUAUCUUAUGUAUGUACGUGUUUGUAUUUGUAUUUGUGUACAUCGCGCUCAUUGCGUAAAUACAUUUUUCAAUGAAGGUGUA
Messenger RNA from Amphibalanus amphitrite, 7494 nucleotides. RefSeq names its product plexin-A2-like. Gene Ontology annotation, cellular component: semaphorin receptor complex. Bases 207 to 6080 code for a protein of 1957 amino acids. The record is from RefSeq and is a predicted model, not a curated record. The transcript has 29 exons. Gene Ontology annotation, biological process: positive regulation of axonogenesis; motor neuron axon guidance; regulation of GTPase activity. NCBI's taxonomy places the organism in Eukaryota, Metazoa, Arthropoda, Thecostraca, Balanomorpha, Balanidae. Gene Ontology annotation, molecular function: protein binding; semaphorin receptor activity.